AUGGAUAUUUUAAAAUGUAGUGGACGAGCAAGCACUAUACUAACUGAAGUUCAACAUAAUCUUAUAAAAUUUUCUGAAUAUAAUCAUGCAGCAGAAGCUAGCCAAAUUAAAGUUAUUAAAAAGAUCAAUUUAUUGAAAGAAAAUGCUCAACAAAAUAAUAAUCAGCCUACACAGGUUAUUCAAACUAUUGUAUCUGAUAAAUCACAAACUUUGGAGAAUCUUAUCAUUCCUGAAAAUAUGAAAAGAACUUUAGAUAGGGUUGACUUUUUG
Molecule: messenger RNA, 270 nt
Organism: Funneliformis geosporum
Lineage: Eukaryota; Fungi; Glomeromycota; Glomeromycetes; Glomerales; Glomeraceae
Source: the annotation of a GenBank genome assembly